GAGAAUUCAGUAUUCCCUGGCAAUGAAAGAAGCAUAAAGAUCCUUAACUGUGUAAUGAAAUGCUGAAGCACCACAGGUUUGUUUUAACAACUCCAUAAUAUAACGAUUACAGUGCUGGAUGCCUUAUCAAACAUUUGUUGAGCUCAGUAGAAAAUAUCAGCGUGCAAAGUCAUUAUUAAACACGCCUGUCACAAAAAAGAAAAAGACAACCAUAUAAAUCAAAAAGAAACAGAGAGCAGCGUUUCUAUUCCAAAUGCAGUGGAGUGGAAAUGGAGUGGAUCUAUACCAUUUCAUUUGAUGGGGGUCAGCAGCGAGAGAGAGCGAGAGGGCGUGAAGUGAUAUCUGUCCGUGUCCAAACAGCUACGCUUCUCUGUGGAAACAGGACACCCUGCAAGCAACCGCGUGGGCUGCACUAAGACUCUACCUCGGAUUUAAAAAAAAAAUCAUCACCUGUAGCUACACGAUUUAGAUUUCAGACACACACACACACACACACAGAACAUCUCUCCUAUCUCCCGCUGAAGCAGCCGCCGGCGUCAGGAUGGAGGCGCAGCAUCAGCAGCACGAGCACAAGCGUCGCGAGCCGCUCCGUCUUCGUCCGGGUGGCGCGAGGAAGACGAGCUGAAGAAGAAGAAGGUGGUGGAAGAAGAAGAAGCAGCAGAGAAGAAGAAGAGGAGGAGGACAAGCACAAGAAGACGGGUGGAAGGUGGAGGAGGAAAUCCCGCGAGAAAAGAAGAGACAGAAAGACGGACAGACAAGCGCAGAGAACACAGAGAGUGAGAAAGCUCCGCACGUGAAGUGCGCGAGACCGGGGAGAAGGGAGUUAACAUUAUUUUGGAGGAGCGCAGCAGCCGUUUUUUUAAAAUUAUUUUUAUUAUUAUUUUUCCCCGCACCAACGGAGAAACAAGAUCUCCGGACAAAAAGACUGGCCAGAUGAAUCCUAUGACGCAGUUGUACUACAAGAAGGCGACAUAUUCGCCGUACCGCGACCGCAUCCCACUUCAGAUUGUCCGUGCUGAGGUGGAGCUGUCUGCUGAGGAGCGGGCCUACCUCACAGCUGUAGAGAAAGGCGACUAUGCGGGAGUGAAACAUGCCCUUCGCGAAGCAGAGGUGUACUACAACAUGGAUGUGAACUGUCUGGACCCGCUGGGCCGCAGCGCUCUCCUCAUCGCCAUCGAGAACGAGAACCUGGAGAUCAUGGAGCUCCUGCUCGACCAUGGCAUCCACACGGGCGACGCCCUGCUGUACGCCAUCAGGAAGGAGGUGGUGGGUGCCGUGGAACUGCUGCUGUCACACAAAAGGCCCAGCGGAGAGAAACAGGUUCCUUCUCUGAUGAUGGACAGCCAGUUUUCAGAGUUCACCCCAGAUAUAACUCCCAUCAUGCUUGCUGCUCACACAAACAACUACGAGAUUAUCAAGCUGCUUGUCCAGCGGAAGGUCACCAUACCCAGACCACAUCAGAUACGAUGCGACUGUGUUGAGUGUGUAUCCAGCUCAGAGGUGGACAGCCUUCGACAUUCACGGUCUCGACUCAACAUCUACAAGGCUUUGGCCUCGCCAUCUCUCAUUGCGUUGUCCAGUGAAGAUCCCAUCCUCACUGCCUUCAGACUGGGCUGGGAACUCAAAGAACUCAGCAAGGUGGAGAAUGAGUUUCGUCAGGAGUAUGAGGAACUGUCUCAGCAGUGCAAGCGUUUCGCCAAGGACCUUCUGGAUCAGGCCAGGAGUUCUAGAGAACUUGAGACCAUCCUGAACCACAGAGACAAUGACCAGAGUGAGGAACUAGACCCUAGACAGUGCCAUGAUCUGGCCAAGCUCAAACUCGCCAUCAAGUACCACCAAAAAGAGUUUGUGGCACAGCCAAACUGCCAGCAGCUGCUGGCCACACUGUGGUAUGAUGGCUUCCCGGGUUGGAGGAGACGACACUGGGUGGUUAAACUGGUCACCUGCUUCAUCAUCGGACUCUUGUUCCCGGUCUUCUCAUUGAUCUACCUGUUGGCUCCAAAGAGCGCUCUGGGACGUUUCAUUAAGAAGCCCUUCAUCAAGUUCAUCUGUCACACGGCGUCCUACCUGACCUUUCUCUUCCUACUGCUGCUGGCCUCGCAGCACAUCGCCCGUACCAACCUGCACAUGCAGGGACCCCCACCCACCAUCGUGGAGUGGAUGAUCCUGCCGUGGGUGCUGGGCUUCAUCUGGGCAGAGAUUAAGGAGAUGUGGGACGGGGGAUUCACAGAGUACAUCCAUGACUGGUGGAAUCUGAUGGACUUCGCCAUGAACUCCCUCUAUCUGGCCACCAUAUCUCUGAAGAUAGUGGCCUAUGUGAAGUAUAACUCCUCUCGGCCUAGGGAGGAGUGGGAGAUGUGGCACCCGACGCUGAUAGCUGAGGCUCUGUUUGCCAUUGCCAACAUCUUCAGCUCUCUCAGACUCAUCUCCCUCUUCACCGCCAACUCCCACCUCGGGCCACUGCAGAUCUCCUUAGGAAGGAUGCUUCUGGACAUCCUCAAGUUUCUCUUCAUUUACUGUCUGGUCCUGUUAGCAUUUGCUAAUGGUUUGAACCAGCUGUAUUUCUACUAUGAAACCAAGGCAUCAGAGGAACCCAACAACUGCAAGGGCAUCCGCUGUGAGAGGCAGAACAACGCCUUCUCAACGUUAUUUGAGACUCUCCAGUCUCUCUUCUGGUCCAUAUUUGGGCUGUUAAAUCUGUACGUCACCAACGUGAAGGCUCGCCACGAGUUUACGGAGUUUGUCGGGGCGACCAUGUUCGGGACGUACAACGUUAUCUCACUGGUGGUUCUGCUCAACAUGCUGAUCGCCAUGAUGAACAACUCCUACCAACUCAUUGCUGACCAUGCUGACAUUGAGUGGAAGUUUGCACGCACCAAGCUGUGGAUGAGUUACUUUGACGAGGGCGGCACGCUGCCACCUCCGUUCAACAUCAUUCCAAGCCCCAAGUCCUUCUGGUACCUCCUCAUGUGGCUCCACAACAAGCUGUGCAGGACAGGGCAGCCGCCCGGGGAGGAGCCGCACAAAUGUGAAAACCUGCGGGAGUUCACGGAGCGUCAUGCCGACAGUCUGAGGCAGAAUCAGCACUACCAGGAAGUGAUCCGGAACCUGGUGAAGAGGUACGUGGCAGCAAUGAUACGCAGUGCCAAGACAGACGAGGGGCUGACAGAGGAAAACUUUAAGGAGCUGAAGCAAGACAUCUCCAGUUUCCGCUACGAGGUCCUAGAUCUCCUUGGGAACCGGCGUCCUCCUCGGCGUAACUACUCCUCCUCCAGUGAGACAACAAAAGAUGACGGUGCCAUGGCAUCUGAGGACGACAGCGAGUCAGGUGAAGGCACUGGAGGAGGCCUGGGAGUCCAGAGAUCAAAGAGCGUGACCUUCAUGACCCCAGCAGAGGACGACACAAAGCCGACACCAACGCUCGGCGUGUCUGCACUGGUGCGUUCUAUUUCUGGAAUGACGCAGAUAGAAAGAGGGGUAGGUGGGGAGGAGCUGGAGGAAGGUAUUGAAUGGGGGACAGAGGAGGAGGAAGAGGAGGGAAAACCAAAGAGCAAUGGGCUGAAGACAACUGUCAUCUCUCCAUCCUCCACCUCUGUUGUCCCAUCGUCAUCUUCAUCAUUCUCUUCAGCGUUCUCAUCAUCACUUGCUCGUACAAGGAGCCGUCUGCAGCGCCUAUCAGGUCCGAGUGCAAAGACGGACUCUUUCAAACGCCUCUCCUACCUGUUCUCCCGCUCCAAACGCAAAGCCCCACCCAUGCCUGUCCCUGUUCAGUCCCCAGUCUCCUACACCAUCUCUGACGGGUUGCUCCGCCCCUUGGGGAGCCACAGCCACUCCGACUUCGGACUCAGCAACGUGACCAGAAGCGAGACUCACCUGAACGAGAUGGGCCGCUCUGUUGACAUCAGUAACCCGUCGUUCUCUCCUCGGAGAACGAAUGGGCGAGACUCACUUUUGACACUGCCCCUCCCGCCCCCUGCCCCUGCCUCCCUGCACUGUGCUUCCAACAUGUCCGAGUCCAGCUCGCGCCUCCUGGACUCCAGUGAGGACGUUUUCCAGAGUGGAGGCAUGGGAGGAUCGGGUGAUGGCAGCGUGGAUGGAGGAGGGGGAGGAGGAGGGGUGAUGAUGAUGGGUGGUUGGGUGGGACCUUGCGAUGAUGUCAUAGAGGACAGCUGCGAGGUCAUAGAGGACUCCGUCACUACACAGCUAUAGGAGAAAGGGACUACCAAACUGUUUUUGUUUGUUUGCAAAAUGGCUGAAUAUAUACAGAGAUGGAGAGAGACAGAGAGAGAGGGCGGAGAAUUUGGUACAAUCCGUUCUAGAACUUACUUGGAUGGAUUUGGAAUUCUGGAAUUCUAGAAUGCAGCACACCCGAGAAUGGAGCAGGUUCUAAGGAUUGACUUGAUUGUCAUGGUAACACCACAGAGGGCAUGCUAAAGUGGCAGAUGUUCAUAGAGACAGUUUGUCUGGUAUAUUUCAGGGUUUAAACAGACACUUUCACUAUUAUGUGAAAUUUAUUGUUGGAAGGUUCUGGAGAUAAGUCGCUAAUAAUUGAGCCAACUUAACUAGCUAGCUGGAACUCAGUUAAAAGUCCGUAAAUAUCUAUUUGGAAAACUUAUUCCAGACAAUCAAAGUAUCUCAAGUUUGACGUUGUCUGGGAUUUUUCAGGGUUCAGACACACAUGUUUUGCUAUCGCAUAAACCUCAUUGCUUAAAAGUUUUGGAGUUAAGUCGCUAUUAAUUGAGCUGACUUACCUUGCUUGCGAGAACUCAAUAAAACCUGUUUGGAGAAUAUUCCAGAAAUUCAAAGUAUCACCAGUUUGCCGUUGUCAGGGAUUUUUUAAGAUGGAAACACAACACACACAAGUUCACCAUUGAGUGAAUUCCCAAGACAGCCUAGCUAGCUAGCUAAACACAGAUAAAUGUCAUUUAUCAUCAGGUUUUCCACAGUAUCACAGAAAUCCAUGUCUGUUCAUCCAUGGAUACAUAAGAAACAUUCAUUGCUAGAAUCCAAUUCAACAGAUGUUUAAUUGCCAAAAUAUAAACUAUGUAAGAUCAUAGCAUUUUCUUACUGUUGCUAUUACAGUUUCCAAAUUAUAUCACAAUGUCAGUUUGAAAAUUGCCAAAAUAUAUUUAUAUAUGUUCAUGAAUAAUUGUGAAUAAAACACGAGAGAAGGAAAUAUGAAUUUCAUAUUGCGGUAAAAGUAUCUAAUUAAAAAUAUGAGGAUGUAAAUGAGGAUGCUUUUAACAGACAAGGUAAAUUACGGGAAAAGUUUGAGGCAGUUUUUCAUUGAAAAUUUUGUGGCGCUUUGACAUGCUGGGGUCCGCAUUAAAGGGGUCGGGGAAGAUGAUGGUUACAAUCAUCCCAAAUAAAUAGUUUGCCAAAUGGAGCAAAGUAUACCUGAGCUACUAAAAUACUACGUGUAAGCUCUUGGACAAAUUACAUUGUUUUAUGAUGUUAGGAAUUAUUUCUCCCUCUCGAUGGCAGUCUCCGUCUUUUUGUCUGAUCUUCACAAACUUCACAAAGCCAGACUGUCUUUAUAUACAUCUGCCAUUUUCCACAAAUGCCACCAUGAGACCAAAGGAGUUCAUUUAAAAAGGAGCAUACUUUUUUUUCCGAAAGAUUAAAACACACAUCGUUAUUAUGGGAUUACAAGGAUUCAAAGUGACUUUUCAAAAAGGAAAUAUCCCUGUUUGGAAAGUUUCACAUGAUGGUUUCUUUCCCUUUAACCAAACUUCGAAUCUGUAUCGGAAUAAAAAUGGAAUUAAAUCAUCUUAAAACCAGUGGAAUUUGAAUUGAACUACACUUUUCCAUUCAGCUGAAUGGAAGGAGAUCGCAAACGGAAUAACGUCCCCUUUAACCGUGGAACAAUGGAUUUAAAUUUGACCGAAUCACUGGGAUGAACAGAAGCAGCUUGGAACCUUUGCUCUGCUGUCAAUAGCCUGCACCCUCUCUCUCUGCAUCAACAAGGGCCAAGGAACUUUAUUUUAUCCUAAUAACAAUUAUACUAGUAAUAAUAAUAACGGUAAUAAUAAUAAUAAGAGACUUCUAUUAAUAAUAAUGAGGACUAUUCUGGUUUCUAUACACUGUCUUUGCUUCUAUUUGAGUUGCCUACGAUAUCCUGGCUUCUCGUUCAGCUCUUCCUUAAUAAGUACACUUUAACCUGGUGAAUAAUAAGAUAUUUAUUGUGUGGAAGAGGGAGGAGGGAUGGAUAAAUGGGGGUGGGAGAGAGAGCUUAAGAAACGCGGGACGUUUUAAGGAAGGAAGAACAAGGUGAGGGGAAAUAAAGGCAGGAGGAAUGAUUGGAGAAUAUAGGGAGAGGAAAUGAGGCAAAUAAGUGAAGGCACAUAGAUAUGCUUGAAUGAGGAACAGAUGGACUAAAAUGGGACGAGUUUGCCUUUCUAUCUAUCUGGGAAAUCUAUUUAAAAGGGAAAUUUCACCAGAAUUUCAUCAUGACUUUUUUUUUUUUCUCUUGAAGUCGCUUGGUGAGGCGACUUCAAAGGGUUGGCAUGAGCAGAGGCUGUUGAAUUUUACUCUGGUUAAUAUACGACUGUCAGCGGUGAAGUAGAGAAAUUAUGCAUGUUUGAUCAAAAAAGAAAAAAAAAAAACACCGUUACCUGCAACACACACAUGCAAGCACAUACACAUUCACACACUUAGAAACCAGCUCGUGUGAUGAAUAGCUGCCAGCUAUAAGUACUGGUCUUGUUUUUGUUGUUCUCUCAGCAGGAUGACAUCAGCUCCUCUUACGUCUUGUUUGAUUGUUUUAUUCAUUUUGUCCGUCCUUGUCCUCUGUUUUUUUCAUAAAAAGCCCCUCUGGUUAGGCAGCUGUCUUGGCAGCAGAAAGCCUCAGAGCAGCAAUGAAUCAGCAUUCCAAAAUGUCACGACGUCAACCGCUGUGCAUCCUGUACUCAUAAUGUCACGGCCAGAGCUCGGACAGCAGGGGCACAGUUAAGUGCUUAGCAGUGCCAGCCCAUCAAUUUAGUAUUUAAUAAUCAAUUUCUUCUUACUUUGCAUUUCAGUAACAGAGGAUGACUAAUCUGCACGUGACAAACGCUUUAAUAAUGUGUGAUUUUAAUACUCGUGUGGAAAAAAAAAACACAGUUGGUCGUUCAAAAACUUUAGACGUACAAGGAUGUUUUAUUUUUCAUCUGAAUUAGCAAACAUUUCACAAUUUGGAAUUUGGACAUGUCUUUGGUUUCACAUUAACUCUUUAGCCCUUCAAGAUCUGCUAGGAGUGACCUCUGAAGCUCCUAUUGUGAUUGGCCUGUUCAGUACCGUCGAUUCCUCCGGUGCAUUUCCGGCUACUUUUUCGCGGCAGUUUUUGAAUUUAUCAGUGGGAGAAUAGCAAUCAUCCCCUUAGUAUAAGGAAUGAUGAACAUAGCAUCAAUAUAAGGUUUCACAAAUGACAGCAGAUUCCUGGAGGUAGACUGUUGAAACAGUCAGAAUAGAGGUGAGGGAAUGUACAAAGGAGUGGGACAAAAAUGUUUCCCUCCAAACGAAUAAAACAAAACUGCAACAAAGAGGGCACACCCAGGAGGGAGAAAAGGUCCCAACAUUUUCCCUUUUUCUAUCUGCUGGCACUGAAACAUCUGGACACGACCACGCUGUAAUCAACCAUAAUGCAGCAGCACACAAGCACGUCGGCCAUGGUUACAUCGUAGGCUCUACAUAGAUUCCCCGCAGAAGUCUAAAUCCUCCUCUGCUUUGCAUUGCCUUUGUUUUCCUUUUAGACUGCUGCAGCACUUUCUGCUGUGCUAAAUCCAUUAUUUGAUGGGUAGUUUUGUUUGUUUAGUUUUGUCUGUUUUGUGUUUUUUAUCACUUUCCUUCUUUACCUUUUUCAGUUGUUUUUGAAGGAGACUAUUUUUUUUGUUUGGUAGAGUAAACUCAGGCACAACAUGAAGUCAGGCUUAACCACAACCCCAGCAGACCAGCUGGUCUUAAUGUCAGGCCACAUCAGCUGGUGGCUCAGCUGAUACCUUGCUAUGCAUGCCAUUGGCAGAACUUAUAUAGUGUGUGCUAUUUAAGCUGCUUUAGCCUGGCUACAGUUGCUGCACAUCUGCAAGCUGCUUUGCAACCCUGUCCACUCAUAACCCCUCCUUAAAUUGAUGUGUCUGAUGUAAUCAAUGUCAUAUUGUUUGUUACUGAUAGCUGCUCUGUUCUGUGCUGGUCUGAGGACAGAGCAAAUACAAACGACUGCAGAUGGAAAUAACAAUCUUCAGACCCACGGUGUUUCACUGUCAUAUGUUUUGCUGCCCUAUAGAUGAAAAUGUCAGCUUGUAAUAAUAAAUUUAAAAAGAGGAUUUGUCUGUUGCCACUUUAAAGCAUGGCAGAAAUUUAGUUUGAGUAAUUGUAAAUGGACUGGUUCAUAUACUCUGAGCGCUUGGUGCGCUUUACAUAACAUGCCUCAUUCACCUGUUCAUACAAGCACUUUUUUAUGGUUUUUCUAUGCAAGUGCUUUCUAUCUAACAUUCACACACACUGGCCUGAAUGCAGACUGGUGAUAUACAUGGAAAUGAUGCAUCCAUGUUUUUAAUCACACUAACAUAAUAUUCAUGUUGAGUGUCCCCUCCAACAUCAGUGUUUACACUGCUUCACCAGAAUGCAGCACAAGUUAGCCGCCCCACUAUGACUUGUAGUAGUUCCUAUGUUUGCCAACUAUGCUGCCAUCAUGUGUAUUGUUUGUUUGUUUUGUUUUGUUUUUUACACUAUUUUACAGUAUAAAUGUGAUAUAUACAUAUAUCACAAAGCCUCCUUUAAAAAAAAUAGAAGUGUUUUGGAAAGCUGAUUCAGUAGCCGGGCCUGUGAAUGUUUCCACCCGUCAGUUCCAGCCUCACCUCACUAACAGUUAGACUUUAUAUCUGCACAUUAAAGAAAGUGCAUGAAGCCCAUGAAAGAGACAUAGUUCUUAGUGGAUUCGUAUUUUAGGAUUCAGCCCAGAUUGCCGUUAUUUUUCUCAAUGAAAAGCUUGUAAAAAGCAAGUGAAGAUGAAUGUCAGUGAAGAUGAACUGUGACGUUGCCACGCAGGGCUGGAAUUUAUGGCCGAACUCUCCUCUCUGAUAAACUCAAAGCAAGCUACAGACAGGCAGCACAGAGACCGUGAACCCAGGGGGAGCAACAGCAUUUUUUAUAAGGCUGACAGCAGCAGUGAUGCUUACUGUAAUCAUAAUCAGAAGCUUUUCAAGGAGUCCUUCCUCAAAACACCUUUUUUGUUAACGUACGCAUGUCAAAGGCCGGUGACAAAGAGCAAACUAGUACCUGGCCUUCAGUCAGAGCAAAGACAGUUAGGUGACAUAGCCUCAAAAGUAUUUCAUGAUAUUUCAUUUGUGAUACUGAUGUUUCCGACAAUAUAGAAAAAAAUACUGAAUAUUUUGUUAUGCUUGCAGGCAUCCAUAAAUGUGAGUUAAUGAAGGGCAUUUUCUUUUCCUGUGAGCUGAUGUCAUUGAUGGCAAACUUUACAGUAUAGUGAAAUAGCAGUAACAAAGCGUUAUAUCCAGUGACACAGCCAAAUAUAAGCACAAGAGUACCUGAGGUAGUGUUUUCCUUGGAAAUUUGAAGUAAAAGUACAAAAUAACUACUUAAUAUUUUAGUGUUACAACAAUUAAAAUAACUUAAAACUGCCGAUUGUCUUGUUGUUGAACUGAUAUAAUAUGACGUGUGAAAACUAAUUCUGUUAUUACUGCAGAUGAUAUGAUUGGGCACAGCCCUCAGAGGCAGCAAAGAAUGGACAUAGCUACAGUGACGUCACACACCAGUGUCUGAAGUCCUGUUUUAAAAAGAAUACUUUAUUAAUCCCAGACGACAUUAUGUAAUUUGGAACCAGGUGUGAUAAGCAAUAUAGAAAUCCCACUGAAACUGCCUGCUAAUUGGCUGAUUGACAUGUCUUAUAUAUACUACCAUGCAUAAUCCCUCCCUUUGUGUAACUUAGAUUCCCCAGAAUUUACAAAUGCAUUUAGUGUUUUAUUUAGUAUGAUCUGAAGUGAAUGAGCACAUCAGGAUUCACCAGGAAAGGUUUGCAGAGGUCAAGACCAAGGACUGUUUACCCCAUUGGCUUCUAUAGGGUUGAAGAUUAUUUUUUUGUAGUAUCGCCCCCUGCUGGUGAUUAAAAAGAAUGCCGAUCUAAGACUGCGAAGAUAUUUGCUUCACAUUUCAGACAAUUUUUUGCUUGUUUUGGCUCUUUGUUUUGAAAUGAUUUCCAUCUUUAACCUUGUCUAUCUCAGUGCAUCACUCCUCUCAUAAAGUCCUACCUGACCAAAUGGUGGGGGAGAUGAACAUUGUGACAUUUGUAGAUCGAAGGUGCAUAAAGAGGAGAAAAGCUCUCAAAAGGUCAAAGCAACCAGCAACAUUCGCGGUAUAAAGAUCACCUUCAUUGCUUACAGAUUCUAUCAGGGCUGUCAAGUUUAUGUGUUUGUGUUGAAAUCCAGUAUUUUCAUUUCAGACCACUGCACACUUGGGACGUGUUUCACUUUUCUUCGAUUUAUAGGUGGUAAAGUUGUGCAAACGACAAAUUUAAAAUCUUUGACUCUGCCCUCAUGCUCACAAAGUCUUAAAGCUACACCAGUCAAUAGGAAAGACUGUGCAAUAUGAAUUGCAUAGUUAUUGGUAGAAAAAGUUGCUAUUUGUCUGCCGGGUGUGCAAAUGACUGCACACACACUCCCCAUGAAAAUGCUAAAAAGUGAUAAUACAUCAGUGGUGUGUUUUCAGGUUGUUGCACUACCCUCAAGUGGCCCAGAGAAAAUCAAUUAAUCCAGCUCUAAUGCAUCGGGAUAUUAGAAAAAUGUGGAUUAAUAUUUGAAUAAUCUUUUGAUCUUGUGUGAGGCUUCAGGCAUUUAAUAAAUCAAUGUUUUGAUCAGCUGGCUCGCAGACUGGACUUACACUGAGCGGGAAGGAGUUUAGGAAAUGUAAUGGCUUCUAAAAACGCUCCUUAAAGUAAUAAUCAGCAUCAAUGAUUGCAUCAGUGGAGGAAGUAAAGCUCUGCAUGAUCUGCAGUGAAAAUAAGAACCCGGAGGAAACGGAGGGCACAAGUAGAGGUGCAUUUUGUUAAACAAAUCUUAACAUUCAAACUAAACACAACAGAAAGGACAAAUCUAAACUAAGGUACAACCCAGGGUCGGCGCCAUGAGAGAGAUUAAGCUGAAGAGUUGAAGGGUGGGUGAAGGAUGUAGACGAUCGGAUAAAGACUGAAAGGAGAACAUAAACAAAGGCCGCUACACUCCACGUGGAGUCGCACUUAUGGCUGCUGAAGGGUCUCUUAAUUAAAAGUUAGGGUAAACACUGCAGCUGCAAUUCUAAAGACGGUCACAGCAACUUAUAAUCAGCAACUGCAGCGACUUAUACAACUCCGUGAUGGGUGGAUGCAGUCAUGUCCAUAACCUGCUUAUGCUGUUACAGAUUCAUUCAGGUGUUCCUACAGAUCCAACUUCCCUUCAGUUCAGUUUAAUGUGAUUUAGAUAUCACAAAUCCACAUCAACAGUGGACUCAAACCGCUCUUUCCUGUAAAGUAAAGAACCUACAGUAUUAGAUCGAAAACCCCAGAAAUCGGACGACCCCCUAAGUGGACCACUUGUCAAUGUUAUGAAGGGGCCAAGUCACUUUUAACAGGAACAGACCUCCAACUGAACCAGGCUCAGGGAGGGGCAGCCAUCUGCUGUUACCGGUUUGGGUCGAAGGCAUAGAGGAGACUCAAAAAGGGAGACCAUUCUUUUUUUAUUUAUGUAUAUACACAGUUUGAUUUUGCUUAUAUCUGCAACAUGAACUUGAAUCCAAUUGGGUGGAGUUUCAACCACACAAAAUAGGUGCUGCACCUUCAGGGAGUCCAAUUAGUAUACUCUGUGUUGGAGUGCUUUAUAGGCCGCUUCCACUAAUGAGUUAAAAGGAGAAAUGGGGUGGCUGUAACGCAGGAGGUAGAGCAGAUCAUUUCUUCUAAUCGGAAAGUUGUUGGUUCAGUCCUUGGCUGCAUGCCAAAUAUCCUUUGGCAAGUUGCUAACCCCUAGUUGUUCUCCGAUGCAUCCAUCGAAGCAUGAAUUUGUGUGAACGUUAGAAAGCGCUUACAUAGAAAAAGCUGCCCAUCCAGUGCUUGUAUGAAUGAGUGAAUGAGACAAGAUGUAUAAAGCGCUUUGAGUGCUCAGGUAGAGUAGAAAAGAACCAGUUCAUUUACCAAAUGUGUAGGGGCAGAACUGGAACUGGGCUUAAAUGCACAGAGAGAAGCAAGGACGAGGUGAAACUGUUCAGGGGCAACUCUUGACUUUAACUUGACACUGUGGUGAGUUUGAGAAUUUAGAUAAACUGACAAAUGCUCAGAACUGGAAAUAUCACAGCUGAUUUUCAUUUCAACCAUACUGCCUCCACUUUAGCUUCUUGCCCCCCAAAAUUCCCUUGCAGGCAGUCUUUAUCCUUCAAGCUCAGGUCCUCUACCAGAGGCCUGAGAGCUUGAGGGUCCUGGACAGUAUCUUUGCUGACCCUAGGACUGCACUCUUCUGGAAAGAAGCCACGGAGUCAAUGCCACACUCCAGGCCCAGGCCAUACUCGCCACAGCUGUUUCUGUAUACAAGAUGGCCACUCGAUUAUGGUGUUCCAUGUAUGCCCUACCUGCUAGCAUCUUGCACCCUGCUGUUAUGUGGAGGGUGCAAUAUAUAAAGGGAAACUGUGAUGAUGAAUAAACAAAAGGGUAAUCAGGGCAGAGUGGAGACACCUUAAAAGCAAAACUAAACACAAGGCACUAGAAACAUAAACAUACUGUAACUCAAGUAAAACAGGCAGUGUCCUCCUGUGGAAAGAGAGAGCACUGGCCAGUAUGUCCUCCUAUCUUGAUAUAUUUAUAUAUUUUUUGGACCACAUUUAGAGAAGUGCAUGGAUUACUAGAUCUCCAGUUAACACGUUUGCAUAAGCACUAAACACAGUGCGGUUUGUUCAUAAAACUAACCUGCCCUCCAUCUGUCACCAUGCUUCACCAUUAUCAUCCCCAGCCUAUUUAUUUGUGAAUGCAACUCUGAAAAGAUUUAACAUUUAAAACAAAAAAUAAAAUUAAGUGAGGGAUUGAAAAAGUCAGCAUCAUGUUAACCACACAUGAAGGCCGAUAACCCAGAAAGCAGAAGUGGAAAGAUUUUUAAAAAAAAACAAGACAGGAUCCUCGGUUACCAUGGCAACCAGCCUGCAUGACACCACCCCAUAAUCUGUUCAGGUCUCAUAAUGUGCACUGAAAUUCUGACUGUUACUUACCACAAUAAAAUAAAAUUGCAACAUUGCUGCCAUUGUUGCACCAAUCAAAGGCUUUUAUUCUGAAAUGUAAAGUCUGAGUGAAGACACUCGCAGAGGAGCAUUGAUAAUUUGAUAAAGUCACUGCAGUCAUGUGUGUGCUGCUUUUAAAAGAUUUCAGAUCACACCAGACUCAACAGGCCACACAUGCUAUUUGGCAGAGCAUUAAUAAUCAAUCACUGUGGUAGAUCAAUAUCAGUAAUGCCUGUCUGUUCUCCAGAGUGUGUGUGUGUGGCCAUGGUGUAAUUGAUCCAGCCAGAAUCCAUAAUUAGAUUCUGUUUUGCUCCUGAUUAAUAGGUAUUGACUUGGUUAGAGUUGUACACAAUCAAUAGGUGUGUGUUUAGAUCUUAAAUUGUGUCAUUGUGAGGACCAAGUUUGGGAGUUUUGGGAUAUUUGUGGAAGUUGAGGGAAUUUUGACAGCUCUGAUGAGGGUUAAUGUUGAUUUUAGGGUUUAGAGUAAAACCUGGUUGGGUAUUUGAAUUUGAAGUGGCAUUCAGUUGUGAUAAUCACAUGAACAGUGUCCUCACAAAGCCAGAGAUAUAGACAUGUGCCGGUCCAGGAGAUAGAGAGACUGAGAUAUAGAGAAACAAGCAGAGCAUCAUUGAAGAGGAUAUAUGUUCUAAGUGGACAUGCAGUGAUACACUGUGGGGUAUAAAAAUAGAAAUCAAGCAUUGGUGAGGAUGGGAGGAGACGCGUGAUUCAUCUUAUGCAUUAUUCACUCAUACGGCCACUGACCGGCUGCAGGUUUGACUGUGAAUUGCUUGAGGCAGCCGCAGCCUCCAGUCCACUUUAAUAACCCUGGUUGAAUGUGAAUCACAUGUACAGAGAAACAGCUUUGUCUCAAGCAGCAACCUCUGAGGCUAAUAAAGUGACAAGAAGUGCUAAAAAAUGCAGUUCCUCCGACAGCCACUUGAGGCUGAAUCCAAAGAUAGACUUCUGUGUUAAAAGCACUACAGCAUUAAAAAAGCUGGUUUACAGCCCAGAAUGAAAAACCAUUUGGGCUUUUAUUGAUUCUUAACAAGAGUACAGAGGGUCAGUUAUUUUGUAACUCAUCAAUCUGGGCACAGGAGUUAGGCAGGAUUUAGUAGACCGCUCCCUGCCUGCAAAAUCUCACUCGCACUAAUUAAAGUCAGUAGACUGGAUCUCUCUGUGCCUGUGCUGCCGGUGCCUUGAAACAGAAGCAUCUGACGUAAUAUAGAUUGCUCCAAGAAGUUUGCACUACAGGUUUAGUAAGUGAAAUUUUAAGAUUUUAUUAGUAUUUAUUAGCAGGUAACUUAUAAAUUCACUGCCCCUCUCCUGGCUCAAAACCCCCCAACAUGGUGUAAAAUGUGUAGUCCAGUGAGUGUUGUCACAGUGGCUCCAUUCAUAUUUUAAUGCAGUUUAUCCUUUGAUUUACUGUUACAGGCCUUAAUAGUGUGUCCGUGUAAAGGAGAGACAGUUUUUUGUUACAUUUACACAGGACACAUGUUUGUCCAUUAUUACCAAUAAAAAUGUGCUUCAAAUAUAGGGAUUAUACAUAAAAAGCAGUAAAGAGCUGUUUUAAAGUUGCUAUUGGUCAAAUUUAUGGUGACUGUAUAGCAAGUUUCUGAGUUAUGUGGCAAAACACAUUUUAGAGUUGUUGGGCAUUUAGAUUUUCAUAUUAAAAUUAGUUCUAAUGUCAAGAUUUAUAGGAAAACGCAUGACUAAAAAACGGUUGAGUUAACAAAUGAAACUUGACGUCUUAUUGAAGUCAGAUUCAGAAAGUUCCAAAAGGGCACAAGGCCAAGAAACAAGAAUACACAAUGCUGACAUAAGAUCUGACAAAAGACAAAGGGAGACUGCGACUCAGUAUACACAGAAGGGGAAUCAGGGCAGAGUGGAGACUCCUGGAAAGUAAAGCUAACCAAAAGGCACCAGAAACGUAGCUUAAAGUGAAACAGAGUGGCUAACUUUAUGCAAGGGAAAGACACAGGAGGACAAAUACAGAGGAGAACAUGAUUAACUACUAAAGUAGAAGCGAAUACUCAAAAUACUAGACAUACCUCUGAGCUGAAAAGUAAAAACAAAACAAAAACACCCAUCUGAAAACAGAAGACAGUUAAUAUCAUUCAUAACCAAAAACCAAGAUAAAGCCAAAAUUCAUAGAACAUGGACAUUUAACCUGAUUCAUAUAUUCAGGCUCACAUAAAUGUAUCUCCAUAUUUACAUGCAGAAUCACAUGCAAAGGGCAAGAUUUCAGUUUUCCACAAAUCUCAAAUGUGUCGACUGAUCACAUCUGAGAUUUGACAAGUGCCACACUUGGAAGAUAGUCAGUGCUCUGCGCUUCAUACUGGAAUGAUGUGCAUUCCCACAGUAAGAUGGUUUCAUUUAGAUUGUAAUUUAGGGUUUUCAUUCACUAUUAUAGGAAGCAGGUACAGGAGUGAGUCAAAGGUUUGCAGAAAGGAUGUACUUGUAUUAGGUCUCAGAAGCAGGUUUUGUUUUUUGCUUCAUGGCAUCAUGUUAUCAACAGUCGGCUAUCGUCAUAGAAAAGACAGGCCGACUAGAUCAUGUCUCACUCCUUACUGUUUCUUUUUAAUUAGAUUGUAAAAAAGAAUUUAAAAAAGUACAGUUAACAGGAAGUUUCUGCCAAACUGCUCAACAGCCAUGAGUUUGGCUGCUUAUGAACAUAUCAGCCUGUAGUUUUGUGGGUAACUCUCAUGCAUUUCCUCAGCCAAUCAUUUGUCAUUCAUUAGUAUCCUUCACUCUCAUUAGAGUUACUCCAAUUGCCUCAAAGUUAAAAUUAGUUAAAUUAGAGUGCUCACCUUGUUCUUGUCACCAGAUAGCAGGUUCUUAGUUUUGUGUUUUUUUUGGUCCCCUGUCAUUGCCAGAAGUCUCUGGUCACCCCCCUGCUGCUGUUCCCUUCCUGUCUAUAUGCACAGAAAAGCCAGUGACUGAAGGUAAUGAGUUGUUUUACACUAAUAUCAGGACUUCCAUACAUCAGUCCACUUAUCUAACGAAGAGUGAUGGUGGUAUUGGGGUCUAUCCUGGUUGUCACAGAGUGGGACUAACGGCAGGUCAUCAGUCAGUCACUGGACUAUCUGGCUAAAUAGAAAUGAGCAUUAACACUAAAACUGUCUCCAGUUUCCUGCAUCAAUCAAUAAUCAGUUUUCUGCACGUGUCACAGAGGUUGCUGCUGCUACUCAUCACACGAGCACUUUCUCACAUGCACACACAGUGACAAACAAAUACACAAGUACACAUGGUACACAUACAGUAUAUGAGUAUAUCAUUCAGGUUCCCCUCUCACCUUCUAAAGGGAUUUUGAGCUUUAAGAAUAAGAAACCUGUCCUUGUUUUGUUUUUUUCUUUUCUUUGUUUUUAUGGAUUUCCACUUGGAUGAAUGUAUGACUGUGUUAUUUUUCUAGAACCGGACGGCUAGCGCACGUUGUUGACUCUUUAAUAAAGGCAUCCUUAGAAAAGUG
Molecule: messenger RNA, 16690 nt
Organism: Oreochromis niloticus (Nile tilapia)
Lineage: Eukaryota; Metazoa; Chordata; Actinopteri; Cichliformes; Cichlidae
Gene: trpc5a
Product: transient receptor potential cation channel, subfamily C, member 5a
Biological process (GO): regulation of cytosolic calcium ion concentration; calcium ion transmembrane transport
Cellular component (GO): plasma membrane; cation channel complex
Molecular function (GO): store-operated calcium channel activity; inositol 1,4,5 trisphosphate binding; protein binding
Source: RefSeq, a predicted model, not a curated record